AUGAAGUUGUUACAUGUACGACCCAUACAGGCAAGCGCCGUAACCACCAGAUGUCGCUGCUGACUGUAACAUUCCCUUUUCCUUCCAGCGUUCCACCGGUUAGAGACCCGGGGUUUCAAUAUUGACUCGAGUCUUAGCACGAGGUUCCAAAACAAAUUUCACCCUUCUAGUGCGCGUGAUUGCAUUUCGAAACAAGCGCCUUACCCUUUCUCCUGGCCACCCCCGCCUCCUCCGCCACCUCUCACGCGCUUUCAAGGGGUCGGCCACAGACUCUAACCUCCAUUUUAGGCUGCGAACCGUCUCGUGCAUCUUCGUCCAGUUUGUUGCUUUUUUAGAGGAUGGGGGCUGUAGCCUGCCUCUCUCAAUGGUGAAUCAUGGUUCAGCUGCUUCUGUGACAUUCCUACGAUAUUUCGUCUUUAUUGUCAUUCCAUAACACGGAGAAAACAGUGUCAACACCAGUCUCGACAGUGAAAAGUAAAGUUUCGCAUGAAAGUUACGAAGGCGAAAAUAAUUUAGUUUUUUUUAAAGAGGUAAAGAGAAACAUCCUUAAGAUGAGUCAUCGCUUAUUUCUGGACCACGAUGUCCCUCUUUCGUGAACGCCUGUAAAGAGAUCGUCCAUCGUCGCCUGGUCGGCUAGACAAGGACGAGAAGAAACAAUCCUUGUGUUAUCACCUUCGUUAUCGCUGUCGUCGCCAUGGACAGAAUUGGCGCCACGCUCAAGCAGCGCUACAGCAAGCCGUGCUGCAUCAAAGUCGGCAUCGGCGUCGGCGUGGCUGUGCUUUUGUUGGUGGUGGUUGUCGUUGCAGCGACCGUGGCGUCCAGCAACAGGAGUAGUAGUGGUGCUGAUGAUGGCAAUGGUGGUGGUGGAGGUGGAAGCUCGAAUGAAGCUCAGUUUGAAAGCACGGCGGCGGUGUCGCAAUUAGUCACACAGGGACCAAAGCAGACGAAGCUGGAAAACACCUUUCUUGUGAAGCUAGACUCCGACGGCUUUCACCAGCUUCUCGCCGUGGAUGACAGCACUCAGACCUAUGUCGCGGAGAUUGACAAGAAUGAAUAUUUCAACCUUUACAUUAUCGUCGACUUUAAAAAGCGACAGCACGUGUAUGUGGGUGUUGAGAAGUCAGAGAACAAUGUCCGGACGGCGAUAGUGGAGACGAGGGUUCUGUUCUGCCACAACAGCCCUUUCGACGUCAACUUCAACGGCCUGUUCACGUCGGCAUCACGUCUUCGGGCAGGGGGCAAGACCUACACGGAGCAGGUCAGUGGUCGGCCAGUGACCCUAGAUGUAUCAGAUGCAGGUUCCUACAGCAUGUCCACCAUAUUGACCACCGUUUUCAUUGGUUCGUGCAAAGCUUUGAAGGAAGACCAGUUCCUUAAGUGGACCGCACCGUUUUCGAACUGCAGCGGAGACACAACCGAGACAUUCGAUACUCCCACCUGCUCCAGUGUUGCCUGUCCGUCCCUCCCGGAGCUGGAGUCGGCUCAGUCACUCAACCAGGCGUGCAAGAACUUUCGCAAGUGCAAUUACUACAUGGGCAGGUGCGACAACUACUGGGCUGCGUCCACCUACGACCAGCGGCCGUACUGCGUGUGUCGCAGCGAAGUCCUGGAGGACCUGAAGAACAUCAACUGCCCGCGCACUGCCAACGACGGCGGCGAGUGCGAGCUACCCAAGCGCAACCUGGUGGACUUCGAGGCAUACGCCCCCUGCUACUGCAAGUACCAGAUUUCGAGGAUCUACCCGACGAGCAACACGUCUGGCUCUGUCGGCUGGGUGGUCAACGCCAUCUUCACAACGGCCCCGGCCAGAAGCUAUAAGCAGUGUCCCUGCUGAUGGAUACAGGGUUAAGGGACACACACACGCAUGCACGCACACACACACAUUCACAGAUUCAGGGAAGACUGGGUGGUGGGGUGGACAGGACAAAAUGUGAACCAGGAAAAGAAUUUUAUUAUUAGGCCCCCAAGUCCUUGGUAGGUGAAGAGAUACAGAACAGUAGCUGACCAGUUACCCCACUAAGAGCCUUGCAAAAAUAAAUACUGGCCUUGUACCCGAUUAUCUAACUCUGUGACAGUAGGUUUAUAUGUUCCUCAGGGAACCUCGUCAGUUAACGAAAGAAUAAGUGAUGCUUGAACUUGAUCUUUUAACAUCAUUGUGCUUAGGAAUCGUUGUAAUGGUGUCUGUAGGUGCUGGUAGAGAUGUUCAUUUUUUUUCCCAAGGAGGUUCAGAUAAACGCAAACACGGUUUAUUCGCGUUGACAGUGACAAUAAGAGUUAUGUAGUCUGUAAGCUUUUGCUGACAUCCUCUGGUACUAUGCUCUGCAAAUCUCCAAGUGUUGGUUUCUAGCGUGGAUGAAGUCUGCAGAUGUUAAAAAGCAGGACAUUUAUUUUAUUUUAAGUAUAUUUCACUGAUAUUAUGUGUCCACGCAGUUUUAAGAAAACUUCCUCCCUAGCCCACGUUUAAGGAAUGAAGUUUAUAGUUAAUCUCAUACCAGGCCCUCUGUUUCUGUCAGAAGUAAUAUUCAUGUCAGGUCUGGUGACUUGUAAUGAUCGUGUUCAAGUAUAUAUACAAGUAAAUAGCUUCAUAUUUAGCUGGGAUUAUAACCUUCUGGCCUUAAUGUUAUUAUAGAAUUCAGGGCUUCUGCUUAAGCAAAAAAUUGCGUACAGUACGCAUUAAAAGUUCGGAGGACCCCUUCAAAUUUGGGCGAAGAACAGAUACAAAAUUGGGUAAGUGUAGUGUCUGACAUCGUAGCCCAAUCUAGUGUUGUCGUCUGCUACAAGGUGAGAGUUACUUUCCUUGCACUGAGUUUUUUCCCUUACCGGGAAGAGUUCCAUCAUGGACAGCGUGGUUAGAAUCAUCGUCCCAGAAUCGGAAAGAAAGUGAGCACCCCAAGUACAGUGAGCAUCAGCUCAUCACAGAAGCUUGCACAGACUUCAUGGCACAGAAAUCUCGCCGUUUCUGACUAGACAUUACAGUGCUUUGUGUGCAUGAAAGGCAGUGAACAAAGUGGUUGAUUUGUUGGGGUUUUUUCAACUUUGUAAAGGGACCCCUUAGAGUUAGCCUGGGACCCCUUAGAAAGCUGAAGAAGGGGUCCCUGGGACCCCAAAGAAUUUAGCCUUAGCAGAAGCCCUGUUAGAAUAAUCCUAAUUUCACUUUCACAGUGGAUCACCUGUUGCUGGUGGAGCUUAUGUUCAUGAUAAGAUUUAUGCUGUGGUGCACCCGGUAGGUCUAUUGUUAUAAAAAAUCUUGUUUCUAUAUUUGUAUGUAAGGGGCCUUAUCUUUUAAUGGAAUCAUUACUUUGGGGCCUUAUAGUUGUAGACACAGCUGUGUGUAAACAGCUAUCUGUAUCCCAAUAUCACAAAUAUUUUAGUACUUGUUAGUAAGCUUAUACUGAAGGUAUAAGGUAGAUAAAUAUUGAAAAUAUAUUUUGCUAUGUUGCAAACAUAGACGUGUUCUAUACAAGUCUGGAAAAUUGUGUUAUAGUUCUAUACAAUGUAUUAUUACCUGAAUAGUCGUCAUUAUCAUCUUGUAUGCCUGUUCCUGCGAUCAUGUUUGAGCAUAAUUUAUAUACAUACAGCAGUUGUAUGACUCAAAUCUGUUUGUGGCAGUUGACUGACCUUUCGCUGAUUACCAAAUGCUUUGUUCAUAUUAGAAUAAAUUUGUUGCCGUUGACGACAGCUCUGUUAGUGUUGUUUGUAAAGAAGAUAAUAAUUAUUUCUGUGUCUGGUUGGCUGUUGGUUUAUUUGCUGUCUUGAUGUUGGACUAAAGACAAAAUACGAUUUUUCUCAAAUAACUCAGUCAUGGGAACACUUUAGGAAGAAUUGAGGGUAUGUCAUAAUCCCGGCCACCCGUUGGUGUG
Molecule: messenger RNA, 3860 nt
Organism: Pomacea canaliculata
Lineage: Eukaryota; Metazoa; Mollusca; Gastropoda; Architaenioglossa; Ampullariidae
Exons: 6
Coding region: 695-1834 (379 amino acids)
Source: RefSeq, a predicted model, not a curated record